CCUUUUGCUGUCUUCCAAUCAGACAAGAGGGGCGGAGCUCAGUUAGAAGCGAAUUAUUUCAUCUCUUAAAUCGUGCCCAUCCGACGUUUUUUGGAGUACUAGUCUCUUUUAAGUUUUGUCGGUUUUGUUUUGUUUCUGUUUUUCGUUUGUUCUUGCUUAUUUUUUAAUUAUUAUUUUGUUCACCCUUUUCCUUCAAGGAAGACGAACUACUGCUAAACCACUCACAUCGAAGUAGAGGAGAGCAAUCGUUGAGAAAUAAUUUUUAGUAUCAAGGAGGAUAAUUUUACACUUAUUUUUCUUUGGGCUGGCAGAACAAUGUUACGUGCGACGGCAAUGUCGGACCGCCUUUUAAAAGACAUCUGCUGACUUCUCUGUCUCCAUGUGGGAUAGGAAGUAUUUUACUGUUAGUUUUUCGGGUUGUCUUGUUUCAAAGCAGGAAAACCUCGCUUUUCAUUGCAGCUUUAUUGAAACAUUUUCCCUUGUGGAUCUCUGUCCAGCGUUCUCUGCUGCUACUGGAUACAAUAUCUUUUAUGUACAGUAAUCUGGUGUAAAUGGAUCGCCAGCCAAGUUUAAUUUCUAUCUGGCUUCAACUGGAACUGUGCGCCUUUGCUUUUCUUCUGACUAAAGGUGAAAUUAGGUGUUAUUGUGAUGCCCCGCACUGCGUGGCCACUGGAUACAUGUGCAAAUCAGAACUGAACACUUGCUUCACAAAGGUCAAGGACCCACGAAAUAAAAACUCCCCCCUCACUCAUGGAUGUUCUGACUCCAGUGCAAAUUCUGUGGACGUCUGCAGUAGCAGCCAAAGGGUAGCCGACAUCCUGACUGGGGCCUUGACACUGGAGUGUUGCCAUGAUGACAUGUGCAACUACAGAGGCCUGCAUGAUCAUGCACACACUAGAGACUCAACAGGGGACCGUUACCAGUAUGAGAGCAACAAUCGGAAUUUGGUUACCCAGGUUCAGGGAUUGGCAUCAACCAAGGAUGUGUGGUUCAGGGCAGCUGUAAUUGCUGUACCCAUUGCUGGUGGCCUUAUUCUGGUCCUGCUGAUUAUGCUGGCUUUAAGAAUGUUGCGCAGUGAAAACAAGCAGUUGCACGAUCAGCGACAACAGAUGCUGUCACGGCUCCACUACAGUUUCCAUGGCCACCAUGCCAAGAAAAGUCACCUGGCCCAGCUAGACCUGGAGUGUAUGGUGCCUGUAAUGGGCCAUGAGAAUUACAGUCUGACCUGCGACAAAAUGAGGCAAGCUGACCUUGGUAGCAACAAAAUCCUGUCUCUCGUGCACUGGAGAUUGUACAGUGGACAUGGCAAACUGGAAUUUGUAUGACUCGCUGUGGAAAUUGUGUGACUGUCAUCUUUUCAGAGUCAGGACUGUCUUGAAUAUUUGCUUCAGCUUUUUUUUAAAAUGCGAAACAUUCCAACAUUUUCAUCCAUUUAACUAUUAGUUUGUGAUUUUUCUAUUUUUUAAGCAGUGGUGAAAUAUGAUAAGAGAUGGAUCUCAUGCCAUGUUGUUUUUGCAAGAGGAGCACUUUACUUGAAAAUGAAAGGCUGAUCUGUAUUUAACUUGAGGGUGCAGGAGGUAGACAGGAUUUUAGUCACUGCUCCUGUGGAUCCUACACUUUCUUCUCAGAGAGCUGAAGGAUGUAACAUUUGACUUAUUUGCACAUUUGCGAAACACAAGUUAACAUUACUUUGAGUUUUACACUGACCAGGGCACAAAAAAGGACUUGUCUGAAGAGUGAAAAAUCACCCUCUGUGUAUGUUUCAUGAUUCAAGCUUAUUGUAAGAUUUGCAAAUGUAUCUAUGUAUUUGAUGUAAUAAAGCUUAAAUGUGUGCAUGUGUGAAUGCCAGUAUGAAUACAUUCAUACUGCUGAAUGUGUUGCAUCCAGUUCUAUUCAGGAUGAAAGAUCAAGAUCUCACUGUGAUCAGCAUAGAAGCUUGUGAUUAAAAGUGAUUUUUUAAUUUGAAUUGAUUUUAUGUCAAAAUUUCUUUUUAAGUGUACAAUUUACCUGAAACAUACCAUUUCAUGCAAAGGAUUUUUAUACAUGCAGUGUCAGUGUGUGCAUGCUUGUGUUUAGGAUAUAGAGGACUGGCUUUGGGGUGGGGUAUGUGGGAUGGGCCCUUAUCAUGUGACAAAAGAUCUGCUACAUUCUCCCAUAUAAUCCUUUAACCCACGGUAGAGGUUGGGUGUAGGUUUACAACUUCAAAAAGUUUUUCCUUUCCCUAGUUUUGGAUGACACCUUAUCUCUCUCUCUCCCUCUGUAUGUACAUAUGUAUAUAUAUACAUUUAAAAACUGCUCAGUUUGGUUUUCUACUCAAAUGUGGUGGAACGCAAAAAUGACUGGAGUGACCCUCUUUGUUAUGCUGAACUACAACAUGUGGAUCCAGCAGAAUAAUAAAGACCAGACAUAGGCAUCGUUUUUUAAAGAAUUGUAUUGGUGUCUGUUAUGGCUGAUAAUCAGGAGUUUCUAUAAUAUAAUGAUAUUUGUACUGUUUGUGACCAAAGCAAACACAUUCGGUCUAUUAUGCUGCUGUUCACACAAAUAAUUAUCGGAGAGUAUAUUGGGUUGAAAAGUUCACACCAUGUGACUCACAUGGUGGUCACCAUGGUGAUUACAAGUACACUCUAAGUUUUCCAAAGAAGACAUUUUUUUCAAAGAGUGCAUAUGUCUUUGCUUAACACUGACAAAGCAUUAGGAGAGAAUAAGAUUACACUAUUAGUAGCUAACCUCUUAACGGCAGACAGCAUUUGCAAAGUUCAGCCCAUGCUAAAGGCUUCCCCCAGGACUUGUAGUAAUAACAAUGGCCUCCAGCUGCCUCUGGCAGCCUAAUGUGGACUUUUUUUUUUUUACUUGAUUCCGCUUUGAUGGCUGAACCAUGGGUGUCCUCUGAUUAUAGACUGGUGAGGGAAGGAAACCCUAAAAGACUUCUUGUAAAAAGAGAUUCAUUUUGUUGUUACUGUGGCUACAUUGCCAAUACACAACCUUUUUGUGCAGAGCAGAACAAGCCAUUCAAACUGUGUAUUUAAAUAUAAAUAUAAUGAAGUAAAAAAAAUCUGUAUGUUUUUCUCUCAUACUUUACCUCCUGAUGGUUUUUCAACUUCAGGUGGGG
Molecule: messenger RNA, 3109 nt
Organism: Menidia menidia (Atlantic silverside)
Lineage: Eukaryota; Metazoa; Chordata; Actinopteri; Atheriniformes; Atherinopsidae
Source: the annotation of a GenBank genome assembly